Dunckerocampus dactyliophorus (ringed pipefish) is the source of this 378-nucleotide messenger RNA. Its product is annotated as glutathione S-transferase A-like. Gene Ontology annotation, biological process: glutathione metabolic process. The transcript is spliced from 3 exons. The record is from RefSeq and is a predicted model, not a curated record. NCBI's taxonomy places the organism in Eukaryota, Metazoa, Chordata, Actinopteri, Syngnathiformes, Syngnathidae. Gene Ontology annotation, molecular function: glutathione transferase activity. The coding region runs from base 1 to 378 and encodes 125 amino acids.
AUGGCGAAGAACAUGACUCUGUUGUGGCAGUCUGGCUCUCCACCUUGCUGGAGGGUGAUGAUCGCCCUGGAGGAGAAGAACCUGCGCGGGUACAACCAACAAAUGCUCUCCAUCAAGAAAAUGGAGCACAAGUCGCAGAAGGUCCUGGAGAUCAACCCAAGAAGACAACUUCCCGUCUUCAAACACGGCAACCGCAUCCUGAACGAGUCCUACGCUGCCUGCUUCCACCUGGAGAACCACUUCAAGAAGCGGGGAAACAAGCUGAUGCCAGACUGUCCUGCAGAACUCGCUAUGAUGUACCAGCGCACGUUUGAGGGCAUCACACUCUACCAGAAGACUCGUAAGUUAAUAGUGGCCAAGUCAACAACGUUGAAUUAG